UAGAUCUCAUCUAUAUAAAGCUCCAUUACGUGACCCUCUUAUUAUUAUUAUUAUUAUUAACGCAAUUCAUUAAUUUGUUACAUUUCCUUGAUCUCCAAGAGAGAAAAGAAGAAGAAGAAAAACAGUAGCAAUACUAUUUCUAACAAUGAGGCAGCAAAAAUAUUUAUCAGUUUUGGUCAUUCUUUUUUUUGUUAUCUUCUUCUGUGGUACAUCCAUUAGAGCUCAAGAAGUUGAGGAUGAGAGGGAAUUUGAUUAUGGUGAAAAAAGUGAGAAAGGUCCAAAAAUGUGGGGAGAAUUGAAGAAAGAAUGGGAAGCUUGCAAGAAUGGCGAAAUGCAAUCGCCUAUUGAUAUGUCUCAUGAAAGAGUUAGAAUUAUUCGAAAACCAGAAAAAAGACAUUACAAGUUAUGUAAUGCUACUGUCAAAAAUAGAGGCCACGACAUUUCGUUACAAUGGCAUGGUGAUGCUGGAUCAGUUUUGAUAAAUGGCACAAAUUAUCCUUUACAACAAGCCCAUUGGCACUCUCCUUCUGAGCACACUGUCAAUGGUAGAAGAUAUGAGAUGGAAAUGCACAUGGUUCACUUCAACGAAAAUGCAACAAAUACAAUUGCUGUGACUGCAGUUCUAUACAAAUUUGGCAAACCUGAUCGAUUUCUCUCCAAGUUGAUAAGAAAUAUAUCAUCUAUGAUUGACAAAAAAGACGAAGUGAAAAAUGCUGGCAUGGUUAAUCCAAGAGAAAUCAAGAUUGGUAGCAGAAAAUACUAUAGAUAUAUGGGUUCACUUACUGUUCCUCCUUGCACUGAAGGUGUCAUUUGGACCAUUAAGAAAAAGGUGCGGACUGUUUCAAGAGAUCAAGUUAAAAUGCUUCGAGAAGCAGUUCAUGAUUAUGCUGAAAGGAAUGUAAGGCCAUUGCAAUCUAUCAACAAGAGACCAAUUUAUCUUAUGGCUCCAGAGGACACUGCUUGAGACUAUUAUUCUUUUAAUUUCAUACUAUCUGUAACAAGGAUAUUUGUUUUCUUAAUAGUUGUUAUUCUUUUUGUGAGCAAUUUAUCUAAUCAACAAAGUGCUUGCUAAGUAAAAAAAAGCCAAGAGAAAUGCAUGAUAGACUUCCUUUUUUCCUUUCA
Capsicum annuum is the source of this 1122-nucleotide messenger RNA. Its product is annotated as alpha carbonic anhydrase 7. The coding region runs from base 146 to 964 and encodes 272 amino acids. The record is from RefSeq and is a predicted model, not a curated record. Gene Ontology annotation, molecular function: carbonate dehydratase activity; zinc ion binding. The transcript has 7 exons. NCBI's taxonomy places the organism in Eukaryota, Viridiplantae, Streptophyta, Magnoliopsida, Solanales, Solanaceae.